This is a messenger RNA of Maniola jurtina (meadow brown), 4701 nucleotides long. It is a transcript of the gene spir, whose product is annotated as protein spire. Gene Ontology annotation, cellular component: cytoplasmic vesicle membrane; cell cortex. Bases 349 to 2913 code for a protein of 854 amino acids. The transcript has 19 exons. Lineage: Eukaryota; Metazoa; Arthropoda; Insecta; Lepidoptera; Nymphalidae. The record is from RefSeq and is a predicted model, not a curated record. Gene Ontology annotation, biological process: actin filament network formation; cleavage furrow formation; actin nucleation. Gene Ontology annotation, molecular function: actin binding.
CCGAUAAGCGUGCAUGUGAAGUGAGUCCGAUAACGAAUAAACCGCGCACGCGCUCUCGCGAUCGUGAAACCACCCAACCCGACCAAACAUUCACAUUCAGGGAAAAAUAUCAGACCACCCUCUUUCCAAAAGUGACAGACGACAGUGACGUUUCGGGGUGUCAUUGACAGACCAAGUUUUUGUUAUGAUUUCGUAGAAAUUGGUUAAAAAUUUUUAGUGAGCUUGCAAAUUUUACAGUGGAUAAGAAAUAAGGUGACGAUUGACCUGUGAUAUAGUGACGUAAAGUCGCCGUAAAGUAGAUAAAAUAGUGUUGUGUUGCAAUGAGUCCGGGUGCGGCGGGUUAGCGGGAUGAUGCGCAAGGAGGCCGCCGGCUGCCCCGGCGGGACUGAGGUGGCGCUGGACUCCACGGACUGUCUCACGCUGCAGCAGAUACUCCAGGCCUUCAACUCCCACAUAAGCGAGGAGCACGCCUGGGCGCUGUUCUACCAGGCUUCCCGCUGCUUCCAGAAGUGCUUGGACGAGGGAACGGCGUAUUAUUUGCCGACUGAGCUAGCACAUGUGGUGUUGCAUAAGGAUGGCACCGUGCAUCCACGCACGCUGUUGCAUACAGGAGAUGACAGCAGCAGAGAAAAAUUCAAAUCAGAAUACGAGUUGGUAGUGAACUUGGCCAUAGUGGUGUACCAUGCGCUGGACUACACGCACGGAGAGGACGAGGAGCGGCUCAUGUCGCCCGAUCUCGAGAGCCUCAUCAGCGAGAUGACAGCUUGCAAUGUGGCAGAUGACGAUGAGGAAUGCGCGCUGUCGGAAGGGUCGGAGACUUCAGAAGGUGGUCGGGCAGACACCGACGAUGAAGGCAUCGAGCGAGACUCGGAGCCGGCGCCGCGACGACGGAGAUCUCUCAGGAGGUUCAUGCUCAAGGAUGUUAUAGAGCGAUGCAUAUGGCACUGCGGCGGGAGCGGCGCUCGGAUCGCGCGGGACACCGCCGCGGCGCACUACCGCGCGGUGUGCCGGGCGCUGGUCGCCGAGGCGCUCGAGCUGGCCUCCUUCCUCGCGCGGGUGCGCGUGGGCGGCGCGCGCGACCUGGGUGCGCACGAAGACUCCGCCAUGCAUCUCGACACGCUGCAGUUCUCUGACUGGACUAACCGAAGGAUUUGGAGAGCUCUGCAAGCGCGGUUCUGGGUGCAAGUCAUCGGGGAACUUAGAAUGGGAGUGAAGUUAAAGAAGGUUAACUAUUCAAGAACGCCUAUAGAAUAUGAGUUGACACCGUAUGAAAUACUCAUGGAUGAUAUUAGGUCGAGGCGGUAUACGUUAAGAAAAGUCGACGGCGCGAUACCUCAAAGUGUCAAAAAGGAUGCACACGCUAUGAUAUUGGAAUUCAUUAGAAGUAGACCUCCACUCAAAAAGGCAUCAGAACGCAAGCUACCUCCACGCCGGCGGGAAGUGACUCCAAGGGAACAGCUCCUCGCUUCCAUCCAGGUUGGCCGACAGCUCAGGCCGACACCCUACUCGCGGCGAUUAUCAACAAGCGGGUCAGGCAGCGGGCCGGGCGGCGGCGACGCACACACGCAUCCGCACACGCACCCACACGCACACACGCGACGCGGCGACGUCACGCCGCACGCGCCUCCGCAGAGACGCCUUAUCAAAGUCGACUUUGACAAUCUUGAGGAUGACGACGAUGAUGACGACACCGAGACCUGCGUCAGCCCGGAGACUCUCGCGCCGCAGCCGUUCCCGAGGCACACGGCGCCGCAGCAAACACCACCGAAACCUUGGAAGCGGACCGUCGCUGCGGAGACGCCCCGGGCGCCGCCUCGGACCCGCAUCUCCCAUGACGAGUACCACCAGUUUUGCGACGAAACCCUGGAAUCGUACGACCUUGCGACCCAGUGUCCGUCGCGGCGAGCAUCGAUGCGACGCCACACUGUCACUCACGCCUGCCCACCCACCGAUGGCGCACAAUCGCUGCCACACUCCAGGCCAGGCUCGCGAGCGUCGUGCGGCGGCGCGGCGUCGCUCGCCAGCAGCGACGCGGACGCGCAGCUGGGCGAGCUGUCGUGGUCGCGCUCGUCGCUGCAGGACGAGCUCAUCAAGUCGGUUAGUGGCAGCCCCACGCAUCCGCAUAAACAAUGGCAAGACGCGAUAAUGUCCGACGAUCGUCUCUCAUUGACGCUAGAAGAAAUAGUACACAUCCGCUCCGUGUUGACGAAAGCAGAGCUUGAGGUCCUGCCCGUUGAGGGUAGGGUGAAAGAAGACGUUGAGAAGAGAAGGGUAUGCUUCCUAUGUUUGAAGACACGGUUUGGCAUUUUCGGCCCGUGGGGACAAAAGUGUAAACUGUGCAAAAAGACUGUCUGUCAGAAAUGUUGUUCGAAGAUGCGGAUUCCAACGGAACACUUUGCACAUGUGCCCGUGGCGCUGCUCAGUCCGUCGCUGCUGCCGUCGCCUGACGACGAGCAGCAAUCCUUCCCACGCUCGCUCAUGGCGCGCCUGGUCUCUCCCGAGCACAGUGCGACGGUAGAGAACAGUGUGGGCUCUGCGCCGAGUAGUCCAGCUGCCACGCGGCGCCACCCGGGCACAGCGGCCUCUGCGCCCGGCUCCCGCGGCGCCUCAGCCAUGGGCUACGUGGAGCCGCUCCCCGCUGUGCGCGUGGACGGGCCUGGCAGCAUGCCGUGCGUCUCCACGCCACUCUCCUCGCUGUCCACGCUCGAGCGAAGAGCGCGGUACGGGCGCAGCGUCACAGGCGUGACGGUGGCGGAGCGGCUGCGCGGCGUGCAGAUGGCGGUGUGCCACGACUGCAAGGCCAUGGUGCUGCAGAUCAUCAAGUCCUCGCGCGCCUGCCGCUCCGCGUCCCGCGACCGCGCGCUGCGGCACCUCACGCUCGACCUCGCGCCCGUCUACACCGCCGACUGUUAACCACGCUACGUGCUAGGCUAAAGCAGACUUGCGGUUUUCACCCGCACCAAACGAACAUCUUACCAUUCAUUUACUUAUUCGCUAUCACGGACCGGGCGCCCGUCUACACCCCGCUAUCAACCAUGCUAUGUGUUAGGCUGAGACAGACUUGCGAGUUUUUCCGCGUUUUUCACACAGACUAAAUGAACAUCUCAUCGUUUGUUGCCAUAUUCGCCAUCGCGGCGCCAAACAGUAAACAAUUUUUUUUAAUACACUGCAGUCCGGGCUGCACGAUACUUUUCACAAUGAAAACCAAGUCUACACCGCCGACUGUUAACCACGCUACGUGCUAGGCUAAAGCAGACUUGCGGUUUUCACCCGCACCAAACGAACAUCUUACCAUUCAUUUACUUAUUCGCUAUCACGGACCGGGCGCCCGUCUACACCCCGCUAUCAACCAUGCUAUGUGUUAGGCUGAGACAGACUUGCGAGUUUUUCCGCGUUUUUCACACAGACUAAAUGAACAUCUCAUCGUUUGUUGCCAUAUUCGCCAUCGCGGCGCCAAACAGUAAACAAUUUUUUUUAAUACACUGCAGUCCGGGCUGCACGAUACUUUUCACAAUGAAAACCAAGUCUACACCGCCGACUGUUAACCACGCUACGUGUUACGCAAGUGUGGCCUCAGCUAUGGCUGCUAUUUGUACCAGGAUCCCAGCCUUUUCGGAAAAAUAAAUUUUAGUUUUUUUUUUUUUCAUUUUUACUUUGAGACUUGUUUGGCGUCCUUAACCCUGAUUUCUAAAUAAAUCCGCAAUACUAUUGAGUUAUUGUUUGUUGCAACCUAAUCUGCCGUGACAGCCAACCAAUCACAGCGCGUCUACGACGUCGACACAGCACGGCACAGUAUUGAGUUUGCGCCUAAAGAUAGGAGAUUUGGACGCUAAGCCAACCUCAGGCUUAGUACAAUUUUGCAGAUCUCGACAACGUUAAUAUAUUUCGAGUAUCGAGACACUAUAAAUUCAAAUUGGCCUAAAACUUGUGGAUUAAGUUUUGAAUUUGGACGAAUAUCUACCGCCAGUGCUCCAAGCAAAUACAACAUAAAACGAAAAUCGGAUUUUAAAAUGGUCUUGUUAUGGAAUAUUUUACUCUAAUUGUAUAGUGUUUCGAAUUCGAUGUUAACGAAGUAUGCAAAGUUGAACUAAGACACAUAAUUACUGACGUCAAGUGCAAGUCUAUCUCACAAUAUUUUUUUUUUUUCAUUUGAUGGAAUUGUUUUGGACAUAUGCUCAAAUUGAUCAUCCAAAUUAAUUGAUAGGACUUUUCGAAUACCCACUACCCACUAUUCAUAACUAUUUAAUUCAGCUAGAAAAAAAUUGGUAGGUAAUAAGUAUUAUUUUAUACAAAAUAUUCUUUUGGCUAUUUAAACUGCCUUUAAAAAUAAAGUUAUUUAGCGGGUGAGUAUUUAAACACCGAUUGCUCUCUUUCUGUCAUCUGUAAUUUGGCAUUCGAAAGAAGAAGACAAAGCACUGUACUAAGCCGCUAUUAUCUAUACAAUGUUUACUAGUAGACGUAAUUUUUUUGCUAAAGUGGGUAGUGAACGAAACACCAAUGUAAAUAGUAAAUUCUUAAAGAAACAUUUUGAGUAGACUCAGAAACAAAUGAAGAGCUUCCGAGGUUGUGUAGUAUGUUUGUGUUUGUAGGUGGACUGUGAUCUGACACGUAGACGAAUGACUAUUGACAAUACUCUAUGAUCUUUGACAGAUAGUAAAACACAUUUUUUUUUAAUUUAUCGCACAAAAAUAACUAUUUACA